Nestor notabilis (Kea) is the source of this 681-nucleotide messenger RNA. RefSeq names its product elongation factor 2-like. The record is from RefSeq and is a predicted model, not a curated record. NCBI's taxonomy places the organism in Eukaryota, Metazoa, Chordata, Aves, Psittaciformes, Psittacidae. Gene Ontology annotation, molecular function: ribosome binding; GTPase activity; translation elongation factor activity. Gene Ontology annotation, biological process: translational elongation. Gene Ontology annotation, cellular component: cytosol; ribonucleoprotein complex.
GUGAAUUUCACAGUAGACCAGAUGGUAGCAAUCCUGGGUAAGAAGACCAGGAUUAGGAAUAUGUUGGUAGUUGCUCAUGCUGAUAAUGGCACAUCAACCUUGACAGACUCCUCGGUGUGUAAAGCAGGCACCAUUGCAUCAGUCAGAGCCAAAGAAACAUGAUUCACAGACACACAGAAAAAUGAACAAGAAAGAUAUAUCACAAUCAAGUCUACGGCGAUUUCUAUGUAUUAUGAACUCUCAGACAACAACUUGGCCUUCGUCAAACAGCAGGAUGGUUCAGGUUAUCUCAUUAACUUAAUUGGCUCCUCUGGACAUGUUUGUUUUUUCUCUGAAGUUACAGCGGCUUUCCAUGUCACUAAUGAUGUCCUUGAUGUGGCUGACUGUGUUUCAGGUAAGGUUUGUGUACAGUCAGAGACUGUUCUGCAGGGGCUGUUCUGCGAGGCUAUUGUAGAAUGUAUCAAACCAAUUCUGAUGAUGAACAAAAUGGAUUAUGCUUUCCUUGAAUUGCAGCUGGAGCCUGAGGAGCUUCAGCAGACAUUUCAGUGUGCUGUGGAAAUUGUCAGUGUCACCAUUUCCACCUACAGAGAGGGUGAAACUGGACCAGUGAGUAAUCUUAUGGUAAAGAAAACUAAAACUUUGCUGUGGUUGAAGUUCUAUUUUGGAGAAUACCAGUCUUGA